This is a messenger RNA of Branchiostoma floridae (Florida lancelet), 564 nucleotides long. Its product is annotated as histone H2A-like. The record is from RefSeq and is a predicted model, not a curated record. NCBI's taxonomy places the organism in Eukaryota, Metazoa, Chordata, Leptocardii, Amphioxiformes, Branchiostomatidae. Gene Ontology annotation, cellular component: nucleosome. Gene Ontology annotation, molecular function: protein heterodimerization activity; structural constituent of chromatin; DNA binding. The transcript has a single exon. Bases 172 to 549 code for a protein of 125 amino acids.
UUAACUUCCCUGCGGAGAUAUGCAACGCUCAUACGCUAUUGGUGGGGAGGAAAGAAACCUGUGCUGCUAUUGGUUGCAUAAGUGGAGACUUUGAUCCACAUGUUUGGUACAAAUCGUUAGGAACGGUUGGGACUGAUACCUUGAUCGGAACAUAUCAAAAAACAAGAGACAAUGUCUGGACGCGGUAAGGGAGGCAAGGCCCGUGCGAAGGCAAAGAGCCGUUCAUCCCGUGCAGGGCUUCAGUUCCCUGUCGGCCGUGUGCACCGUUUCCUGCGCAAGGGCAACUAUGCCGAGCGUGUCGGUGCCGGUGCCCCAGUCUACCUGGCCGCCGUGCUGGAGUACCUGACCGCUGAGAUCCUCGAGUUGGCCGGCAACGCUGCCCGUGACAACAAAAAGACCAGGAUCAUCCCCCGUCACCUUCAGCUGGCCGUCCGCAAUGACGAGGAGCUGAACAAGCUUCUGUCUGGUGUGACCAUCGCCCAGGGAGGUGUGCUGCCCAACAUUCACGCCGUGCUCCUGCCCAAGAAGACUGCAUCAAAGUCUAGUUAAAUUGACGAAAGACUC